GGAGGCGGGCGGGCGAUGGCGGCGCAGUUCCGCAGCUACGUGUGGGACCCCGCGCUGAUCGUGGCGCAGAUGGUGCUGCUGCAGGCGGGAUACUACAGCUCGCUCGGGCUCUGGCUCGCCCUCCUCGGCACCCUGGGCAGCACCGGGCCCUCUCUCCAGCAGGUGUUCAGCGACGAGAUUUUAGGCUUCUCAACCCCGCCGGGGAGGCUCUCCAUGAUGGCUUUCAUCCUCAAUGCACUCACCUGCGCUCUGGGCUUGCUGUACUUCAUCCGCCGAGGGAAGCAGUGCCUGGAUUUCACCGUCACCGUUCACUUCUUCCACCUGCUGGGCUGCUGGAUCUACAACUCGCGUUUCCCCUCGACGCUGACGUGGUGGCUGGUGCACAUCGUGUGCACGGCGCUGAUGGCGGCCAUCGGCGAGUACCUGUGCAUGAGAAUAGAGCUGCGGGAGAUCCCCCUCAACUCCGCCCCCAAAUCCAACGUAUAGACUGCCGCAGGCAACCGCGUGCUGCGUUUUGUCAUUGUUCCCAGCACAAUGCACCCAAUGCCUCAGAAUCAUCCCUCAAGAAGCACAGCAGGUCUGUUCAGACUUUAUGGUUUUGGUUUUUUUUUUUUUUUCCUUUGGACCUCGGUGACUGCAUGAGUGCGAGCGUCUCCUCUGGCAUCGGCUGGCAGCAGGGGAGGAGCAGAAGUUUAUUUUGUUAACACAAAGUAUUAAUAUGGACUGGAUGGAGAGUGUGCCCUUCAGCUCUUCACUCGUGAGACUGUUCAAGGCCAGGUAGCAAAGUGAGGAGCAUUUGGAAUGUAACGAUGUGGGAGUGCCCUCGAUGGGUAACACAAUGGUCAGCUCUGCUUGCUGGAGCUGCCACGGUGAGCAGUGGGGCUGGGAGCUGCUGCUUCCAAUCUGUGACUUCUUUGGGCUUUGCUUGGGAAAAGAGUCAAGGAAGUGAAUGGAUGGGGAGAAAGAAAACAGUUGUACUUACCUGAAUCACCAGCUGAGACACUAAAUAAUAACCUGUAAUGUUAGAUGGGUUUGUUUGCUGUUUCCAUGUUUGAUACACAGAGGUGACAGACAGCAGUUUGCUGAAGAAAUCUUUUGUAAUAAUAAAAAUAUAAUGUUGCUGUGAGUGUUACGGCUCUCCCGGGAAGCUGAGCACUUCAGGAAA
This is a messenger RNA of Melospiza melodia melodia, 1165 nucleotides long. It is a transcript of the gene SYS1, whose product is annotated as SYS1 golgi trafficking protein. NCBI's taxonomy places the organism in Eukaryota, Metazoa, Chordata, Aves, Passeriformes, Passerellidae. The transcript has 3 exons. The record is from RefSeq and is a predicted model, not a curated record. Gene Ontology annotation, biological process: protein localization to Golgi apparatus; Golgi to endosome transport; Golgi to plasma membrane protein transport. Gene Ontology annotation, cellular component: trans-Golgi network; Golgi membrane. Bases 16 to 486 code for a protein of 156 amino acids.